AUGAAUGUGAACCAGGUUGUGGAGAAUCUGGCUUUGAGCCAACAUGAAGAACUAGAGGAUUUGCCAAAAAACUACCCCUUGAGUGAGAAUGAAGAUGAGGAGGACAGUGAUGGAGAGAGAAAGCAUCAAAAGCUUCUGGAAGCAAUCAGUUCCCUUGAUGGAAAGAAUAGGUGGAAAUUGGCUGAGAGGUCUGAGGCUAGUCUGAAAGUGUCAGAGUUCAGUGUCAGUUCUGAAGGAUCAGGAGAAAAGCUGGUCCUUGCAGAUCUGCUUGAGCCUGUUAAAACUUCAUCUUCUUUGGCCACCAUAAAAAAGCAACUGAAGAGAGUCAAAUCAAAGAAGGUGGUGGAGUUACCUCUUAACAAAGAAAAGAUUGAACAGAUCCACAGAGAAGUAGCAUUCGGUAAAACCUCACAAGUCCUCUCCAAAUGGGACCCUAUCGUCCUGAAGAACCAGCAGGCAGAGCAGCUGGUUUUUCCCCUGGGGAAGGAGCAGCCAGCCAUUGCUCCCAUUGAACAUGCGCUCAGUGGCUGGAAGGCAAGAAGUCCCCUGGAGCAGGAAAUUUUUAACCUCCUCCGUAAGAACAAGCAGCCAGUGACAGAUCCUUUGCUGACUCCCAUGGAAAAGGCCUCUCUCCGAGCCAUGAGCCUGGAAGAGGCAAAGAUGCACCGAGCAGAGCUUCAGAGGGCUCGGGCUCUGCAGUCCUACUAUGAGGCCAAGGCUCGAAGAGAGAAGAAAAUCAAAAGUAAAAAGUAUCACAAAGUCAUGAAGAAAGGAAAGGCCAAGAAAGCCUUAAAAGAGUUUGAGCAGCUGCAGAAGGUUAAUCCAACUGUGGCAUUGGAAGAAAUGGAAAAAAUUGAAAAUGCCAGAAUGAUGGAAAGAAUGAGCCUUAAGCACCAAAACAGUGGGAAAUGGGCCAAGUCAAAGGCAAUUAUGGCCAAAUAUGACCUAGAGGCUCGCCAAGCUAUACAGGAACAGUUGGCCAAGAGCAAAGAACUGACACAGAAACUCCAGGUAGCCUCUGAGAGUGAGGAAGAGGAGGGAGGCACAGAAGAAGUGGAAGAACUCCUUGUCCCUCAUGUAGUGAAUGAAGUGCAGAUGAAUGUGGACGGACCGAAUCCCUGGAUGUUCAGGAGCUGCACCAGUGACACCAAAGAGGCUGCAACACAGGAGGACCCUGAGCAACUGCCAGAGCUUGCGGCUCAUGAGGUUUCUGAAAGUGAGGCAGAAGAAAGGCCAGUGGCAGAGGAAGAAAUUUUGUUGAGAGAAUUUGAGGAGAGGCAGUCCCUUAGAAAAAGAUCUGAGCUCAACCAGGAUGCUGAGCCAGCAGGCAGUCAAGAAACAAAAGAUUCUAGCAGCCAGGAGGUGCUGUCCGAAUUGAGGGCACUCUCUCAGAAAUUGAAGGAAAAACAUCAGUCCAGGAAGCAAAAAGCAAGUUCAGAGGGGACUGUUCCCCAGGUCCAGAGAGAGGAACCUGCCCCAGAAGAAGCGGAGCCCCUAUUGCUACAGAGGUCAGAGAGAGUACAAACUCUGAAAGAGCUAGAAGAGCUGGGAAAAGAAGAUUGUUUUCAAAAUAAGGAGCUUCCCAGACCUGUGUUAGAAGGGCAGCAGUCAGAGAGGACCCCAAAUAAUUGGCCUGAUGCCCCUAAGGAGAAGAAAGAGAAGGAGCAACUGAUCGACCUACAGAACUUCCUAACCACACAGUCUCCUUCCAUGAGGUCUUUGGCAGUUCCCACAAUAAUAGAGGAGCUGGAAGAUGAAGAGGAGAGAGACCAAAGGCAGAUGAUAAAGGAAGCUUUUGCUGGGGAUGGUGUCAUCAGAGAUUUCUUGAAAGAGAAGAGGGAAGCUGUGGAGGCGAGUAAGCCAAAGGACGUGGACCUGACACUACCUGGCUGGGGCGAGUGGGGUGGUGUGGGCCUAAAGCCCAGUGCCAAGAAAAGAUGCCAGUUUCUCAUUAAAGCCUCUGUGGGUCCUCCAAGAAAAGAUAAGAAUUUGCCAAAUGUGAUUAUCAGUGAGAAGCGCAACAUCCACACAGCAGCUCAUCAGGUACAAGUGCUUCCAUAUCCAUUUACCCACCAUCGGCAAUUUGAAAGGACCAUCCGGACCCCUAUAGGAUCCACAUGGAAUACCCAGAGGGCUUUCCAAAAGCUGACUACUCCCAAGGUCGUCACCAAGCCAGGCCAUAUCAUUAAGCCAAUAAAAGCAGAGGAUGUGGGCUACCAGUCUUCCUCAAGGUCGGACCUGCCUGUCAUACAGAGGAAUCCAAAACGAAUCACCACACGUCACAAUAAAGAAGAAAAACUGUAGGUUGAGUAGCUGGAGAAGUGACAGCCAGGACCCCUGUUUCCACUUCCUUUGGUCCAGUUUUACUCUGCUACAGGGCGGAUUCCAAAACUGGCUCAGCACAUUGCAUGUAGUUGAGCCACAUUUUUUAAAAAAAGAAAAUGGAUGACCAUUAAUUGACUAGCAUUUUAGAAUUGAUCAGACAUUAGAACACAGAAAAAUUCUGGUACAUUUAAAUUCUAAACAAUACAGUGGAUGACCCUUUUGAAUAUACCUAAUAAUUUCCUUAAGAAAUUUUAAACAGACUUGUUUAAUGGUGUUCUCAAAGCACACAGUCAAGAGGUGGGACUGACUGAUGCUUUAUAGGUAUGUGUAGGGUGGUAGAGGCCAAGGUGCUGCCAGCAAUCCUUUCCAUACUAGGUACUGGUGAAAAUUGUUUUUGUGUAUGCUGUCAGCACAUUUGUGGGGGUCUCUCAUUAUCCCUUAACAGUGCCACAUCUCAGCCUGGAAGUCAGCUUUAAGUCAUGCAAGAGAACCCCAGGUUGUUUUUCUGACAGUGAUGAUAUUAUAUACAGAUACAUCCACAGGGUAUCUAUUACCAGCAUAAUGCAUUGUAAGAUGUCAAGGUGGCAUUUUGAAAAGAGCGCUGGGCAAGCAGUUAGCAUAUCUGGGCCUACCUUCAGCUUCAUCAUUUACAAACUUCUGACCUUUUGACACUAAAGCUGCUCCUUUAUCUUUCUGAGUCUCAGAUUCUUCAUCUGUAAUCUGGAGUUGUUAAUUCCAGUCCUUACUACCUUUUAGAGUUGGAAUGAGAUGGAAAGUAGAUGAAACUACUUUGAAAAUUAUGACAGUUAAGGGCCGGGCGUGGUGGCUCACGCCUGUAAUCCCAGUACUUUUGGAGGCCGAGGUGGGUGGAUCAUGACGUCAGCAGUUGAGACCAGCCUGAACAACAUGGUGAAACCUUGUCUGUACUAAAAAUACAAAAAAAUUAGCUGGGCCUGGUGGCAGGCACCUGUAAUCCCAGCUACCUGGGAGACUGAGGCAGGAGAAUUGCUUGAAACUGGAAGGUGGAGGUUGCAGUGAGCCAAGAUUGUGCCACUGCACUCUAGCCUGGGCAAUAAGCAAAACUCCAUCCCCCAAAAAAAAAAAAUUAUGAGAGUUAAAGGUAACAUUACAUACUAAAUGUCUUCUAUAAUCCUAUCUUUAUUAAUGCAUUACAACUCUGUAGAUUGUUAGUUACUAGGCCAGUAGCUAGGAAUUGGUAUAAAUUUAAUGCACCUUCUAUCCUGAAUAACUAGCAUGGAAAAGUGAAUAUAUGUGUGAGCAGAUAUGGCUAUAAAGACCUAUAGCUUUUGCAUUUUAUGCAUAAUCCUUUCUAGUUCAGUGAAUUGACCCCAUCCACAGCCUGAUUCAUCUUUGUGUUAAGGAGCAAAUGAAAGGGUGUAUUAUUCCUUUGCAGUCUCCUCUCAGUCAUUCAUCAAUGUGGCCAGCUUAUCUACUCCCAAUUAUGUUGUUAAUACAUCUCCAAGCCAUCUGUCAUCAGAUCAAAAAGCAGCAAACAGAGGGUCAGUCACAGGAUGUUCUGACACACCAUUGUAACUUUGUGUUAGAGAUGAUCCCAUUUAGAAAAAGACUGGUAGAAAUUGGAGUGAAAGGAACCCUACAGAUUAGCCCAGUUCUCUCUUAUUUUCAGCUUUACAGACAAGAACAAUUUAAAUCUAAAGAAUUUAGUAGAUUCCUUCAGUGUCACAAAGCUGUUUCAUGAAAGAAUCAAGAUUAUAACCUGGAUAUUCUGACUCCUGGCCCAGUGCUUUUUCUUACUUUGUAGCUACACUUUGAAGUAAGAUUGAAACUGUUAUCCACUCAAUUGCCUUAUUCCUGAGGAUGUAGUGAAGGAAGAAAAAGUUUCCUGGAAUUCCGUAAACUAUAUUUUAAUCUUAUUUCUUCAAAAUUAUUUUCAUAUAUCACAGAUAUAUCAUUGGAAGAUAUAAUUUGCAUAUAUGUUCAUUAUCAGUGUUCCUAAUAUGGUAUUACAUGUAUUCUAUUUUUUUCUGAAUGAUAGCAUGAAAAGUGUCAAAGUGGUUUGUCCACUAGCGUCUGUCUGCAGAACUUUCAGGAUGACUAUUAAUUCCUCUCAGAUGUCAUUUUUGAGUGGUCCAAGCCUGCUGUUUUGAACCCACAGCAGUGGAGAUUUGUAUUCUUAUUUACAGUUGUGUACUAUAAAGUGUGUGUUACAUAAGUUUUGUGUAAUAGUUAUUUGUAAAUAUUAUUUAGAUUUGUAUUUAGACAUGAUUUAUAUCUAAUAGAUACAAAGUCUGUGUCUAAAUAUUAUUUAAAGAAGUGAUUUUUCAUUCUCUUGGAUUCUUUCCAGUGUGGUGCCUUUUAUAUGCCUCACAUAGUCUCCUUUUUCUCCUACUAAUAUUCCCAAGCUCCAUAUGCCAAUUAAAGAAGAAAGAAAAAUAAAAGUUUGUCUUGCUUGUGAAACAUUAA
Symphalangus syndactylus (siamang) is the source of this 4770-nucleotide messenger RNA. It is a transcript of the gene UTP14C, whose product is annotated as UTP14C small subunit processome component. Gene Ontology annotation, biological process: rRNA processing. Gene Ontology annotation, cellular component: small-subunit processome; nucleolus. The record is from RefSeq and is a predicted model, not a curated record. Lineage: Eukaryota; Metazoa; Chordata; Mammalia; Primates; Hylobatidae.